AUGUAUGGAGGUAAUUUAGAUCAAGUGAUUGCCGAAGAAAACAACAAUAAUAUAGAUACCAAAAAGAAAAUCGAAAUUAAAUUAUCAAAAUAUGUUCUGCCACAAACUUAUAACAUAAUUUAUGAAACAGCAAAAGAAUACGCGGCAACGCAGUUGGAAGGUUAUUGUAUAGCAUUCAAAGAAAGUAAUCCGGAUUUAUUUCAAGAUUAG
Entrophospora sp. SA101 is the source of this 210-nucleotide messenger RNA. The record is from the annotation of a GenBank genome assembly. Lineage: Eukaryota; Fungi; Glomeromycota; Glomeromycetes; Entrophosporales; Entrophosporaceae.